UUUCUGCUUGUCAAGGUAUAUUUUUUAUGACUAGCUAUAUGUAAUAAACAUGGCCUACAGAUUGCUUUCGCAUCACAGUGUACGAUUUAAUCCUCACUAUAUUGGUGGUGGGCCUGUUGCCUUUGCUAAAGCUGUCAGAAAAACAUUGACAUAUGAUGUUAAAACACCACAAGAGUUUGAUGAAAAAGUUUUGAGAUCAGAACUUCCAGUUGUUGUUGACUUUCAUGCAAGUUGGUGUGGACCAUGUAAAACUCUCACACCAAGAUUAGCUUCAGUUAUGGAAACCUAUGAAGGCAAAGUAAAUUUAGCGAAAGUGGAUGUUGAUGAUCUGCAAGACCUGGCAUUGGAUUUUGGGAUAAUGUCAGUUCCAACCGUUUUCGGGUUAAAAAAUGGCGACAUUGUGGACAAGUUUAUUGGUUUAAAAGAAACAAAUGAGCUGCAUUCUUUCGUUCAGCAACUAGUCGAUUAAUGACGUUAAGAAUUAAACGACACUUAGAACAAAUUCAUAUGGUAAUUUGUCGAAAAUCUUUAUUUUAAAACGAAAACAAUUUGCAUCUUUUGUAUAUAAGGCCACUAAUUCUUUUUUUUCGAUUUCAGUUAGAACUUCUAUAUUUUAUUUCUAUUUUUGUAAGAAUGUUCUCCUAAAGAUGUUAGCCUGUGAGUGAAGAGUAUUUUUGUGAAUAAAAACAUAGAUUUUUGAGAAAUUUACUCUGUACGUGAAGAAGUUAUUGCAAUAUUUUUGUUGACCAGGAGUUCUGAAUAAAAUUGGGGAUUUCUAUUAAUAAAGUGAGAGGUUUCAGAAUGUUGCUUUAAGGAAACAUUUUCUACUUGUAUAAUUUGUCUCAGAAAACAUUUUGUUAAUAUGGGAAUGUCUCCCAAUUAUCUUUGACUACAAAGAAAUAGGAAUUACAAAAUUAAAACCGA
Molecule: messenger RNA, 924 nt
Organism: Hydractinia symbiolongicarpus
Lineage: Eukaryota; Metazoa; Cnidaria; Hydrozoa; Anthoathecata; Hydractiniidae
Product: thioredoxin, mitochondrial-like
Exons: 3
Coding region: 50-469 (139 amino acids)
Cellular component (GO): cytoplasm
Molecular function (GO): oxidoreductase activity, acting on a sulfur group of donors, disulfide as acceptor; protein-disulfide reductase activity
Source: RefSeq, a predicted model, not a curated record